AUGAGGAGAUGACAAAGUGGGUGGCCUCUCUCCUCCCUCUCUCUCUAAAUCAAAAUCCCAAUUUGUGUUGUCCGAAGGAAGGCUGAAGCUCCAUCAAUCAUCACCCCAGUUGCUAAUAAUUUCAAGAACACGAGGAAGGAGAUCGAGGAGCUUCAAUUUUUUAUUUCAUUUUUCAAGUAUUUUUGUUUGGUUAUAAAAUCCAUUUUCAAUCUCUCCUGAUCUUAGCUCGAUGGAGUCUGAGUUCUGGGCGUCUCGUUUCGACGCCGUUAAACGCCAAUACACCUUGCAGCACAACCAUCAGAGCUCCCAUUUAGAUCGGUUGAAUAUAGAUGAUUUCGAGGUGGAAGACGAGGUUCGUCCCGAUUUUUCGUGUCCGUACUGUUACGAGGAUUUCGAUAUUGCGUCACUGUGUUCGCAUCUGGAGGACGAGCAUCCCUGCGAAACCAAAGUCACCGUUUGUCCCAUUUGCUCGGUUAAAGUUGCACAUGACAUGCUAAGUCAUAUUACGCUGCAACAUGCACACCUAUUCAAGUUUCAGAGGCGCCGGAGAUUACGCAGGGUUGCAAUUCCUAACAGUCAGACACUAUCCCUCCUGGGUCGGGAUCUUCGUGAGGCUCAUCUAAAGGUGCUUCUAGGGGGUGGUGGAUACCGGUCAAACAAUACAAAUGCUUCUACUGCACUUUCUGAUCCAUUCCUUUCAUCACUUAUUUUGAAUUUCCCUACAUCUGAAGCAGAAGACAUUUCAAGAUCUGUGAUAUCUGGUGUUGACGACUUUUCUGUAAAGACUGCAACACCAGCGCAUAGUUGGAAAUCAAGUUUUGAUCCUUCAUUGAGUUCCGAAGAGCAAGAAGAAAGGAGGAGACAGGCUGCUGCAAGAGCAGGUUUUGUGCAAGAUCUGCUUCUCUCCACUCUCUUAGACGACUAGAAGAAACGGGGAAUUGCUGCAAAGAGAAUGGUGAGUUACUCUUGGUUACAUAGCAGCUUGACGAACCCAAUAAACAGCUCAGUUGGAUAUGUAGGCAGAGGCUAUAGAUGUACUUAUUUUCUGAAGAAGCAAUGGUCUUCUUCUAGCUAAUAUAAGAAAUGCUUAUUAUAUAUGUUGCAAGCUACUGUUCAAAGGCAGAUCUUCAGCAUAGUAGCAUAUGGAACUUUCGGCUCAGUCAUUUCCACAAAGCAGGUGAGAAGAAAGUUUGGAAGACCACAUUCUGGUGGAAGUGCCGUGGAUAAAAAGAAAUCCAAUGUGAACAGGUCUACUGACUACUCAUUCCUAUGAUAUAUAUUAGCUAGUCAAGGUGCUAUUGUUAAAAUUAUGUUUUGUUUUUUUGUUUUAUUUUUCUUAUGGUGACCCAUAAAAAUGAAGAAAAUUGUUAAUAGAAGCACUUUCUGUGUUCACUAA
Malania oleifera is the source of this 1396-nucleotide messenger RNA. RefSeq names its product protein DEHYDRATION-INDUCED 19-like. The record is from RefSeq and is a predicted model, not a curated record. Lineage: Eukaryota; Viridiplantae; Streptophyta; Magnoliopsida; Santalales; Ximeniaceae. The transcript has 5 exons. The coding region runs from base 230 to 925 and encodes 231 amino acids.